Brugia malayi is the source of this 1338-nucleotide messenger RNA. RefSeq lists its product as uncharacterized. Gene Ontology annotation, biological process: membrane protein ectodomain proteolysis. The record is from RefSeq and is a predicted model, not a curated record. Bases 1 to 1338 code for a protein of 445 amino acids. Lineage: Eukaryota; Metazoa; Nematoda; Chromadorea; Rhabditida; Onchocercidae. The transcript has 11 exons. Gene Ontology annotation, molecular function: metalloendopeptidase activity.
AUGGUGCGAAUCGCUUCUAAUACUUUCAUAUACACACUUUUAUGCAAUUUCAUACCAGUUUGGAGCGCAGCACAUUUCCAGCGAAGAAUGAAAUCGGCUGGUGUUGUUUUUGGAAAGCAAGUGCCACUAUCCCGUAAUCCAAAGAUACAACACGACAGUUCAUCAUUCAGAUAUCAGAUUGAUAUUCUAAUGGUGGCCGAUUAUUCAGUUUACACCAAUUUUAUGCACAUUGUUCGAGGUGACGAUUACUCGGCGCUUUCGGCUACAAACGACUACUUGUAUGCAAUUUUUGAACAGGUGCGCUCAAUUUACGAUGGUAAUGGUUUGUCCGAGAAUGUUCCGGUAACUUUGAAUAUGGCAUCAACGAUGACAAUAAUCCGUGAAGAUGAUUGUCCAUUUGCGCCAUUUCUAAAACAGACUGAAUUGAAUAAUUUGGAAAAUGCAACACAGAUGAAUGGAAUAGAUGCUGUGAAUUAUGUGCAAAAAUGGGUGGCUGAUUAUUCACAAUGGAUUCCAGCGCAUAAUCAUAUCAUUGUUUUGACAAGGAUCGAUUUACUCUCUUCUAAAGGUGACUCUAGCACUCAAGGAAUGGCAUACGUUGGGGCGAUGUGUCGAGUUACCGAAUCAGCAAGUGUAGUAGAGGACAUCGGCGGUAUGGCUACAGCUGUAAUCGCUGCUCAUGAAUUGGCUCAUAGCCUUGGCGCAUUUCAUGACGGUGCUGGUGGACCAGCUGAAAAUUGCGGAAGAAACUAUUUAAUGUCUGCAACAGUAUCAAGUUCGGACGAUGAACAAAAAUUCUUCAACACAUUCAAAUUCUCACCGUGCUCAAUUCAACAGAUUCAAUUAUUUUUUGCAAACGGAACAGCUGAUUGCUUGCUGCGAUCAAAGAGUCGUGAAAGGCGAUUGCGACGUACUUCUCGACGAAAGCAUCGCAAACCCGGCGAAUUGUUAGUGCAACAGAAUCAGUGCAAAAUAGCAUUUGGAGCCCAUUAUAGUGUCUGUUUGAGGAAGGAAUAUUUAUCGAAGGAUCCAUGUCGACGACUUUGGUGCAAAAAUCGACAGCUACGCAAGACAGAACCAUGUGAAACCAAAUUGUAUUUACCUUUAUUAGACGGAACUAAAUGUGGACAUGAUAAGUGGUGUCUUGGCGGAAAUUGUGUAGCAACCGACAAAGAAAGAGAAAACUGCGAUGAUUUGAAUUCAUCAAUGUGCCUUGAAUUAUCUGAUGAAAAGCUCCACAAAUACUGCCAUUCGGAACAGUUCCGUUCGUUAUGUUGUGUUACCUGUUCUCAACUUGUCUAUCGCAAAAUCUUCACUACUUCAUCCCAUAACUCGUAA